Molecule: messenger RNA, 18016 nt
Organism: Rattus norvegicus (Norway rat)
Lineage: Eukaryota; Metazoa; Chordata; Mammalia; Rodentia; Muridae
Source: RefSeq, a predicted model, not a curated record
ACCCCAACUUUCCUUUUCUUAACCCGGAUAUCUCCUUUGCUUUGCCUCACAAGAUACUCACUUUCUCACAUUGACACCGAACUCUAUUCACUGUUAAACUGCUGAUACUUAUGCUUUCCUUAAUUGGCUCGCCAGUAGACUCCAUUAUUUAUUGUAUUUUUAGAAUUAUUUAUUUAUGUAUGUGAGUACACUGUCGCUGUCUUCAGGCACACCAGAAGAGGGCAUUGGGUCCGAAUGCAGAUGGUUGUUAGCCACCAUGUGGUUGUUGGGAAUUGAACUCAGGGCCUCCAGAAGAGCAAUCAGAGCUUUUAACAGCUGAACCAUCUCUGCAGCCUGACUCCCCCCUCCUACCCCCUUUUUUUUAAAUCUCAAUCGUUAAACUUAGCUUCAGGAUAUUUGAUCACACUGUGAACCCUGAGAUUGUGUUAUUUACAAGAAAACCCUGUUUCUAGUGGUGGUGUAGCCCAGCCCUUAAUGCACACCUUUAAUUCCAAAUAAGGAAGGUAACGUUAGUUUGUAGAAGGAAGCACCCAUGUUUGAAAGUGAUGUCUAAUUGAGUGGCAGAGCGCCAAAUCAUAGACUAGGAUAUGCCCAGUUCUCACCAGAACAGACAGGAAAGGGAAGCAAUGCAGAGAGGAAGGGGGCGGUUUUACUGGGAAGGUUGUGCACGGACAGGUUGGAGAGAGAACGAGCCAAAGAAUGAGAAGGAACCAGAAGACUAGAACAUGUUGGCAAAAUGAGUUUGAGGCCAAGCAGAGUAAAUCAAUAAGAAACUGAGAGAAGUCUAUCUGAAUCAGUCAGCUUGGAGGGGAGUUUGAACCAGAACAGCUGAGUUAACCAGCUACCCCUAAACUCAAGAGAACAAGAAAGGGAGAGCUUAUUCAGCAGCAAGUCUCAGCAGCUGAGAACAUUCCAGGCCUAGAAAGGUUGUACAGACACUAGAAGCUUCCAGGACUAGGCCUAGGUUAGUAGACAGAGGCAGGAAGCCUUAGAGAAGACAUUUACUUCAGGUAAAGAGAAGUUCUAUUUCCAAAACUCUGUCCCACUGGGAUAGAAGCUUUAGCACUUACCUCCAAAAUCAUGAUGCCUCAAGGUAUCUUCCCUACUUGUUAAUCAACAUCUCUCUCCAUAAGGUUUUCUCCAAGACUCUGCUUCUCAGAUCUCUUCGUGUCUUUUGAUACACCUUAUAGUUUAAUCUUAACCCCCCCCCCCAUUUUUAGUUUCUUCAUAAAAGCCCUGUGGUCUUCUUGGCUUAGGGUAAUUGUAGUAACAUAGUAGUAUCUCAAGAAAUGUUUUCCAAUUGGACCAGAAGGAGUUUAAAACUUGCCUUUAAAAGGCUUCGUAUCCACUCACUGAUUAAUUCCAUGCUACAUAGGAAGAUACAAGAGUGAGAGAGAGAGCUAACUUAAUUCAGUUGACAAGGCUUUGUGAACAUCUCCCAGAAGAGUUGUACCUUUCUCUCUGUAAAAUACAAGGGUUUUUAAGACUCAUAAUUUGACAAGAGUAGGAAGUUCUGAACCUUCUGAACAUCCCUAGUAAAUAAGUCUGUGUUGUGACUUAUAAGAAAGGAGAGGAAAUAAUGACUGUAGGACUCCGGGUGAGAGAACAGCUGCAGUCUUCUGGAUGUUAGCAGAUUUGCAUAGCGAGAGAUUCCGGCCAGUUUCUCCGGAAUAAUAAUGAAAAUCAUCCUAAAUGCAAGAGAAACAGAAGUCAGAACCAGCACCUGAGAUUACCAACCAGUGCUCACUGAAGGACUCGAACUGCUCGUCACCCUGCUGCCAUUCAGGAAGUGAAGGGAGUCACAACCUUUUUUUUUUUAAAUGAGGUAGGGCCUCAUUCUGCGACCCAGGAUGAACCUGAACUCUCAGCAAUCCUCCUGCUUCAGCACCUGCGUACUGGGAUUAUGAGUCCGAGCCACUGUGCCUAGUUGACAAUGGCAUCUUAAAGAGAAACAUUUAACUUGAUCUGUGCGUGUUUAUUACCUUUAAAAGACCAGCUGCUGGGCCUAGUAGAGCUUGUCUGUCAUCCUGGCUUCCUGGGGUCUGAAGCAGGAAGAGUGAAGAACUCAGCCAGUGAGAUGGCUCUGUGGGUAAAGGCUCUUGCCCCUAAGCCUGGGAACCCAAGCCAAGUCCCCAGAAACCACAUAAUAAGAGGAAAGUUAAAUUCAAGACCAGUCUAGGCUACAGAGUUAAUUCAAGCCUAAUCCGCUAAUUUAACAAGAACUAUCUAGAAAUGAACUGGAAAUACCGGAGUGGAGCUGGGUGUGUAGCUCAGUGGUAGGGAGCUUGUGGGCCCUGCAUGAGCCCUACGUUCAGUCAUCAAUAGUGGGCAGAAGGGACGGAGGGAAAAAGAAAAGUAGCUACUUCAUGACUCUCGCCUCUCUUUCCCUAUGAACUAAAACACCUACUUUGUGUUCUGUCCCAAUCUUGACAGGCCUCAACAGAGGACUAAUUUUCCAACGUUUCCAACAAGGAAUCAACAUAGGUUUUUGUGGUGAGCUUAAGGUAUACAGCAAUCAUUUAAAAAAAUAUGUAGAACCUAUCAGAUGAUACUGUAAGGUUUAUGAGCCCACAAACACAGUAAAACUGUUAACGCUAGACAAGGUACAGCACUCCAGACCAUGCUUGCCCUUACUCUGAACUGCGAUAGAGGAGGUGACACACGGUGGGAAAGAGCUCAGGGGACUCAGCUUUAUUUCUAACACUUUUCCCGAUUUUUUUUAAGUUACCUAGCUAAGCACGGUCAUGCACACAUGUCAUCCCAACGCCUCCCCUGCAGCCAGAGCUGCCCAGAGAGGCAAAUAUCUCUUCCUGGGUAGAGAGCAGUCUCUAAUGUUCCCUUCGACUUUGCAAGUGAACUAGGAAAUCCCAAAACUUGUCAGGCUCUCAAAACAAGAUAACAGCAGUAAGGGAAACUGGUUCUCUCCCAAGUACCUUCUAAGUUAUCAAAUGGUAGAAACGUUGUGGGCAGAUGGGGAGCUCGUAGGACAAUAUUCCCAUACAGGCUUAAACCUGUUUCAGCAGAGUCCAGGAAGAGAGAAGAGGUUGGACGUUGGGUUCUAGCACCUAGAAUGUAAUUCUUCAAUGCAGGACCGUGCCUUCCAUUCCUGUCAGCAUUCCUGCUCUCCAGUGUCUCCUCCCCCUCCCUGUGUCUACAAUCAUAUAGAAUGUCUAGCUCUUUACACAGAGGAAGCAUCCCAACAUUCUAGUCAAUGAUAGUGUCACAAUGGGUCUUCUAACGACAUCAUCAAGAUGCUUUCUAGUUGGUCCAAGUGGGGUUGACCAUAACCUCAGGACUCCUUGAGGCUUCCUAGUGGACGCUUAUUAGCAUUCGCCUAGAUUCUGUGAAGAAGAAAAAAAAAAAAGAAGAAGAAGAAGAAGAAAUACAAAGAAAUCACCCAAAUGUUUAAAAUGCCUGUCAAAAAGCGAGGUGAUUUCUUGAUUGACUCUGAUUCAGACGAUGAGGUCAUGGAUCCCAUCACCAUGAGAAAUCCCAAAGGCAGUAAGUCACUGAGCUUGCAAUUUGAAAUUCCAGAGUCAGUACAGGCAGUCAUCAAUAAGAUUGAGCAAUCGCAGAUGAUUCGGGCCCAAGAGGAUGUUAUUACAAAGCUGAGUGGAAUUAUGACCAACGUGCAGCUGAUAAUGACCCGGUAUAAUAUUGACAGCCUGUCCCCUGGGAGGAAGGUCUCCAUCUCGGAAGUCCAGAAAAAGACGAGAAAGGUUUUCUUAGAAAAGAUUGCCACUUGUGUGAAGAAUGCUGACAUAAGAGAAAGGGCUCUCUCCAAGACUCUGUCCUGGCUGGAAGAAUGGAAUUUUGUUCUGUCUGAGGUGGGCGCCAUCAACAUGGAUGAGCACUACCACUGGAUCGCCAAGGUGGAGUUGAUGCCGGAAAUGCUGAAGAGCAUCAACAAUAAUGUGGAUUCCAUGAUCCGAAUGAUCUUAUUCCUCCUCGAAGAAAGGAAGAGGCUAAAGAAAAAGUCAGUGGCCAGAGGCACUCUCUGGAAAGUGUGGAAAGACCGGGCUAUAAAGCGGCCUGCCACGGCGCAGGCUUUAAGGCCAGAUCAGAUGAUUUCCGACCAGAUUGGCCUAAAUGCGAAGGUUACAGAGAUCCAAAGCAUGCUGCAGGAGCUCAUCAGUACCUCCAUGUUCAGCAAGCUGGAGAACAAUGCCAUUAAAUACAUGUCUGCGACGCUGCUCAAUCUCUCCAAGGCCUUGAAUACCGUCAACGAAGAGCUCAGACUCGUGAGCUUUCGAGUUGCCAGGCCGUUUCUCCACGAAGACCAAGGGACAGAGAAAGAUACAGACAACUCCCAGCAAGUCAUCCAAGAACUCAUUGAAGAGAACGAGAUGCUUCAGGAGAAACUUAGAGAAUCCGAAGAAAAAUGUGACCAACUUAUUCGCGUCAAAAACUAUCUCGGACGCCCGAUACAUCCCUCAGCUCCGACCUUGAGGACGAUGGUUACGCUGCCUCUGCAGGUCCCGUACGUCAGCAGAGAUGUCCACAGGGAGGAGGCUGGCAGUGAGGAACAGACUGAUGACUCCCAGAAGAAGGGGGCUAAAAGCACCACAGUAAAGUGGGAACCAUCUGGGGGUGAAGUGGCCCUGGCUGCAGAUAUGCAGCAAGCCGAGGACAGAGCUGUGAUGACCCAGGACCAGAAGAAACUCAAAGGCCUACCACUGACGGCUGAGACCUCAGACAUAAAUCUGGAAACGGCGGAAAAGAGAACUGGUCAGCUUGCUAUUCCAAAAGCAAUGGAAAAGAAGAAACCAAGUAAACAGAAGGCCCAGGAAGUCAAAGGCACACCGAGUGUCCUGUGGGAACAACUCGGGAAGGGGAAAUCGGAGCAGCUGCUUCGGAGCAGCCCAGGCUCGCCAGGGAGUAGAGAGUCCACCCUGAAGUUACCAGACAAAGAUGCCAAGAGUGAGGUAGAACUGAUGCAAACUGAGAGUUCCCCAGAGGUACAAAAACCGGAAACAAAGUGGAAAAAAGUAGCAGCAAAAACCGGAGUGUUAGCCUCUGCAAAACAAUCUGGUAAAGCUAAGACCCCUAAGGGGACUUCAGAGACCCCCGAAGAAAGUGAGCAGGGCAGUCUAGAAUCAUUUCAAAGGGCCAUCCUGGCUUUCCUGAGAGAGAAGAGUAGUAACAUAGGAAAGGCUUUUGAUCCAAAGAGUAUACGGAAAGAGGAGUUGUCACUGGGAAGAACGGAAGUUGAAAAAUUAAACAUCAUAAGGGAUCAAAUGGAGGAAUAUUUCCAAAGAGUGGCAGAGACUGUGACCGCAGCCUUGAGGACAUACAAGGAUGAGAAAAGGGCACAACUUAAAGAGAAGGCCAAGAAACCGUCAAAGGUGGCGCUGGGUACACCCCGGAUGCUUCCUAAGCAGGGGGCAGGCAGCGCCAAGUCUGAAGUCGGCAGAGUUCUCCUCAGUGAGAUCACAGACCCACCAAUUAGGAAACUGGUCCUGAUGCUACUAGAAGAGAUAGACAGUGAGUCCACAUUCAAAAGGACAAAGGAGCAGCAAGGGGUGGAGGCGGGGGCAGGGAAGGAGGAGCCAAGACUGAAGCCGAAGGACAGAGCACAGCUGCUGGAGACGUGGGGACAAGCAUUCAAAGCACCAGUUGCCAGCCAGGUUCAGGACCGUCUGGGGAGAGAUGCGGAAGAUGCUGAGAAGCUGAGGAAGAGGGAGCGGAGUCAUCUGGACAUAUUGAAAGCCACCAGACAAUCCUCGAUAAGUUUAAUUCCUAAGUCGCCAAUGAAGACCCCAAAAUCGCAGAGAAGUCAGGUGCAGGUGCUCCCUGUGGAGCCUGGUGCAAUGGGGGCCGCCGAGGAAGAGCAGCCCAAACUGUCUCCCUUCUCUUCCAGGGCCUCCCUUCUUUCUGCGAAGCCCCCCCCAAUGCAUGUUCUUGAGCAGGUGGAGAUGGCGGGCCAUGACAUAGCUAAGCUUUCAGGAGCAUCCCUCACCCCCGAGCAGGCACAACCUUUGACGGGUCCUCUUACUGGUGAACACACUGUAGAAUUAGAGACUGCUUUCAUAGCAGGGCAGGAGCAGCACUUGGGGACUAAGCUGAUGGUUCCUAGGACUCUUGAGCCAACACAGACUCCAAAGGGCUCUCUCACAGCAGAAGAACCCCAGGCAGUGCGAAUCUCCCAAGUGACUACUGAACAGAUACCUGGGGUCACAGGCACCCAAAGAACAGUUCUCCCCUCCCAGGAGGUUCAAGUAAAAGAUAGAAUUCUCACCUCCAAGCAGACCCUGGAACAAGAAAUCACUCUCAUCCCUGAGCAAGACAAGGGGCCAAGGAUCACUCUCACCCCUCAGCAGACCCAGGCCCUAGGCAUCACUCUUACCUCUGAGCAGACUAAGGCCCAGAGGAUCAGUCUGACUCACGAGCAGGCUCGGGCCCUUGGGAUCAUGCUCACUCCUGAGCAGUACCAAGAAGAGAGACUUAGUCUGACUCCUCAGCAGGCCCAGAUCCUGGGACUCACUCUCGACCUUCAGCAGGCUAAGGCCCUGGGAAUCACCCUCACCCCUGAGCAGACCAAGGCACAGAGGGUCAGUCUGAUCCCGCAACAGUCCCAGGCCCUGGAAGCCACUCUCACCGCUCAGCAGGCUGAAGCACAAAGAAUUAAUCUCACCCCGGAGCAGGCUGAGGUCCUGGGGCUCUCUCUGACCCCUCAGCCUAUCAUUCAUGCACCUGAGCAGGCUGAGGUCCUGGGGCUCUCUCUGACCCCUCAGCCUAUCAUUCAUGCACCUGAGCAGGCUGAGGUCCUGGGGCUCUCUCUGACCCCUCAGCCGAUCACUCUCUACCCUGAGCAGGCCCAGGCCCUGGGUAUCACCCCAACACCUCAGCCGAUCACUCUCUACCCUGAGCAGACCCAGGUCCCGGGUAUCACCCCGACCCCUCAGCCGAUCACUCGGGCCCCUGAGCAGGCCCAGGCCCCGGGUAUCACCCCAACCCCUCAGCCGAUCACUCACGCCCCUGAGCAGACCCAGGCCCCGGGUAUCACCCCGACCCCUCAGCCGAUCACUCGCGCCCCUGAGCAGACCCAGGCCCCGGGUAUCACCCCGACCCCUCAGCCGAUCACUUUCAACCCUGAGCAGGCCCGGGUCCUGGCGAUCAAUCUCAUUGAUGAGCAGGUCAGUCUGAGCCCUCAACAGGCCAAGGCUCUGGGUAUCACUCCUACCCCUCAGAUGACCACUCUCACUCCUGAACAGACUCAGGCCCUGGGUAUCACCCCAACGCCUCAGCUGAUCACUCUCUACCCUGAGCAGGCCCAGGCCCCGGGUAUCACCCCGACCCCUCAGCCGAUCACUCUCGCCCCUGAGCAGGCCCAGGCCCCGGGUAUCACCCCGACCCCUCAGCCGAUCACUCUCUCCCCUGAGCAGGCCCGGGUCCUGGCGAUCAAUCUCAUUGAUGAGCAGGUCAGUCUGAGCCCUCAACAGGCCAAGGCUCUGGGUAUCACUCCUACCCCUCAGAUGACCACUCUCACUCCUGAACAGACUCAGGCCCUGGGUAUCACUCCAAUGCCUCAGCCGAUCACUCUCUACCCUGAGCAGGCCCAGGCCCCGGGUAUCACCCCGACUCCUCAGCCGAUCACUCUCUACCCUGAGCAGGCCCAGGCCCCGGGUAUCACCCCAACCCCUCAGCCGAUCACUCGCGCCCCUGAGCAGGCCCAGGCCCCGGGUAUCACCCCAACGCCUCAGCCGAUCACUCGCGCCCCUGAGCAGGCCCAGGCCCCGGGUAUCACCCCGAACUCUCAGCCGAUCACUCGUGCCCCUGAGCAGGCCCAGGCCCCGGGUAUCACCCCAACGCCUCAGCCGAUCACUCGCGCCCCUGAGCAGACCCAGGCCCCGGGUAUCACCCCGACCCCUCAGCCGAUCACUUUCACCCCUGAGCAGGCCCAGGCCCCGGGUAUCACCCCGACCCCUCAGCCAAUCACUCACGCCCCUGAGCAGACCCAGGCCCCGGGUAUCACCCGGACCCCUCAGCCGAUCACUCGCGCCCCUGAGCAGACCCAGGCCCCGGGUAUCACCCGGACCCCUCAGCGGAUCACUCGCGCCCCUGAGCAGGCCCAGGCCCCGGGUAUCACCCCGACCCCUCAGCGGAUCACUCGCGCCCCUGAGCAGGCCCAGGCCCCGGGUAUCACCCCGACCCCUCAGCCGAUCACUCGCGCCCCUGAGCAGGCCGAGGCCCCGGGUAUCACCCGGACCCCUCAGCCGAUCACUCGCGCCCCUGAGCAGGCCCAGGCCCCGGGUAUCACCCGGAUCCCUCAGCCGAUCACUCGCGCCCCUGAGCAGGCCCAGGCCCCGGGUAUCACCCGGACCCCUCAGCCGAUCACUCGUGCCCCUGAGCAGGCCCAGGCCCCGGGUAUCACCCCGACCCCUCAGCCGAUCACUCGCGCCCCUGAGCAGACCCAGGCCCCGGGUAUCACCCCGACCCCUCAGCCGAUCACUUUCAACCCUGAGCAGGCCCGAGUCCUGGCGAUCAAUCUCAUUGAUGAGCAGGUCAGUCUGAGCCCUCAACAGGCCAAGGCUCUGGGUAUCACUCCUACCCCUCAGAUGACCACUCUCACUCCUGAACAGACUCAGGCCCUGGGUAUCACCCCAACGCCUCAGCCGAUCACUCUCUACCCUGAGCAGGCCCAGGCCCCGGGUAUCACCCCAACCCCUCAGCCGAUCACUCUCUCCCCUGAGCAGGCCCAGGCCCCGGGUAUCACCCCGACCCCUCAGCAGAUCACUCGCGCCCCUGAGCAGGCCCAGGCCCCGGGUAUCACCCCGACCCCUCAGCCGAUCACUCUCUCCCCUGAGCAGGCCCGGGUCCUGGCGAUCAAUCUCAUUGAUGAGCAGGUCGGUCUGAGCCCUCAACAGGCCAAGGCUCUGGGUAUCACUCCUACCCCUCAGAUGACCACUCUCACUCCUGAACAGACUCAGGCCCUGGGUAUCACCCCAACGCCUCAGCCGAUCACACUCUCCCCUGAGCAGGCCCAGGCCCCGGGUAUCACCCCGACCCCUCAGCCGAUCACUCUCUCCCCUGAGCAGGCCCAGGCCCCGGGUAUCACCCCGACUCCUCAGCCGACCACUCUCUACCCUGAGCAGACCCAGGCCCCGGGUAUCACCCGGAUCCCUCAGCCGAUCACUCGCGCCCCUGAGCAGGCCCAGGCCCCGGGUAUCACCCCGACCCCUCAGCCGAUCACUCGCGCCCCUGAGCAGACCCAGGCCCUGGGUAUCACCCCGACCCCUCAGCCAAUCACUUUCACCCCUGAGCAGGCCCAGGCCCCGGGUAUCACCCCGACCCCUCAGCCGAUCACUCACGCCCCUGAGCAGACCCAGGCCCUGGGUAUCACCCCGACCCCUCAGCCGAUCACUUUCACCCCUGAGCAGGCCCAGGUCCUGAGUGUCACUCCUACUCUUCAGCCAAUCACUUUCACCCCUGAGCAGGCCCAGGCCCUGGGUAUCACCCCGACCCCUCAGCCAGUCACUCUCACCCCUAAGCAGAACCAGGCCCUGGCAAUCGCUCUCACUGCUGAGCAGGUCAAGACUCAGUCAGUCAGUCUGAGCCCGAAGCAGACUCAGGCCCUGGGUAUCACCCCAACCCCUCAGCCAAUAACUUUCACCCCUGAUCAGACCCAGGCCCUGGGUAUCACCCCAACCCCUCAGCCGAUCACUCUCUCCCCUGAGCAGGCCCGGGUCCUGGCGAUCAAUCUCAUUGAUGAGCAGGUCAGUCUGAGCCCUCAACAGGCCAAGGCUCUGGGUAUCACUCCUACCCCUCAGAUGACCACUCUCACUCCUGAACAGACUCAGGCCCUGGGUAUCACCCCAACGCCUCAGCCGAUCACUCUCUACCCUGAGCAGGUCCAGGCCCUGGGUAUCACCCCGACCCCUCAGCCGAUCACUCUCUCCCCUGAGCAGGCCCAGGCCCUGGCUAUCACUCCGACCCCACCACCAAUCACUCUUGCCCCUGAGCAGACAGAAGCUCUGGGUAUCACCCCGACCCCUCAGCCAAUUACUCUUUCCCCUGAGCAGGUCCAGGCCCUGGGUAUUACUUCUACCCCUGAGCCGAUCACUCUCGACCCUGAGCAGGCCCAGGCCCUGGGUAUCAUCCCGACCCCUCAGCCGAUCACUCUCGCCCCUGAGCAGACAGAAGCCCUGGGUAUCACCCCGACCCCACCACCGAUCACUCUCACCCCUGAGGAGAUCCAAAACCUGGGGAUUUCUCUCAUUCCCAAACAACAGGAGAUCAGUCUUAGUCCCCAGCAGGCCGAAGCUCUUGGGCUUACUAUUACCCCUCAGCAGGCUCAAGUACAGAAGAUUUAUUUCACCCCUCUGCAGGCCCAAGCUCUGGGUAUCAGACUCAGCCCUGACCAGGCCGAGACACUGAAGAUCAGUCUUACCCCUGAGCAGGCCCAUUCUCUGGGCAUCAUUCUCACAGUUGAGCAGGCCAAGGCCCAGAGGAUUAAUCUGACCCCUCAGCAGGCUGAGGACUUGGGACUCACUCUCACCCCUGAGCAGGCCCAGGACCUAGGGGUUUAUCUCAUUCCCAAACGACAGCAGAUCAGUCUUAGUCCCCAGCAGGCCCAAGCUCUCGGGCUCACUCUCACCCCUCAGCAGGCUCAGGUACAGAAGAUUUAUCUGACUGCUCCGCAGGCCCAAGCUCUGGGUAUCAUUCUCAACCCUGAGCAGGCCAAGACACUGAAUAUCAGUCUUACGCCUGAGGAGGCCCACUCACUAGGCCUCACUCUCACACUUGACCAGGCCAAGGCACAGAGGGUCAGUCUGACCCCUCAGCAGGCUGAGGACUUGGGAAUAACUCUCACCCCUGAGCAGGCCCAGGACCUAGGGAUUUCUCUCAUUCCUAAAGAACGGGAGAUAAGUUUCAGUCCUGAGCAGGCCCAAGCUCUGGGGCUCACUCUCACCCCUCAGCAGGCUCAAGUAGAGAAGAUUUAUCUCACCCCUCAGCAUGCCCAAGCUCUGGGUAUCAGACUCAGCCCUGAGCAGGCCAAGACAAUGAAGAUCAGUCUUAGCCCUGAGCAAGCCCAAUCUCUGGGCAUCAUUCUCACAGUUGAGCAGGCCAAGGCCCAGAAGAUUAAUCUGACCCUUCAGCAGGCUGAGGACUUGGGACUCACUCUCACCCCUGAGCAGGCCCAGGACCUAGGGGUUUCUCUCAUUCCUAAAGAACAGGAGAUAAGUUUCAGUCCUGAGCAGGCCCAAGCUCUGGGGCUCACUCUCACCCCUCAGCAGGCUCAAGUAGAGAAGAUUUAUCUCAACCCUCAGCAGGCCCAAGCUCUGGGUAUCAAACUCAGCCCUGAGCAGGCCAAGACAAUGAAGAUCAGUCUUAGCCCUGAGCAAGCCCAAUCUCUGGGCAUCAUUCUCACAGUUGAGCAGGCCAAGGCCCAGAAGAUUAAUCUGACCCUUCAGCAGGCUGAGGACUUGGGACUCACUCUCACCCCUGAGCAGACCCAGGACCUAGGGGUUUAUCUCAUACCUAAAGAACAGGAGAUCAGUCUUAGUCCUGAGCAGGCCCAAGCUCUGGGGCUCACUCUCACCCCUCAGCAGGCCAAGGCACAGAAGAUUUAUCUCACCCCUCAGCAGGCCCAAGCUCUGGGUAUCAAACUCAGCCCUGAGCAGGCCAAGACACGGGGGUUCAGUCUUACCUCUGAGCAGGCCCAAGAUUUGGGCAUCAUUCUUACAGUUGAGCAGGCCAAGGCCCAGAGGAUUAAUCUGACCCUUCGGCAGGCUGAGGACUUGGGACUCACUCUCACCUCUGAGCAGGCUGAGGCCUUGGGAAUAACUCCUUCCCCACGGCAGGCUGAGGCCUUGGGAAUAACUCCUUCCCCUGGGCAGGCUGAGGCCUUGGGAAUAACUCCUACCCCAUGGGAGGCUGAGGCCUUGGGAAUAACUCCUACCCCAUGGGAGGCUGAGGCCUUGGGAAUAGCUCCUACUCCUAGGCAGGCUGAGGCCUUGGGAAUAGCUCCUACUCCUGAGCAGGCUGAGGCCUUGGGAAUAGCUCCUACCCCUGAGCAGGCUGAGGCCUUGGGAAUAGCUCCUACUCCUAGGCAGGCUGAGGCCUUGGGAAUAACUCCUUCCCCUGGGCAGGCUGAGGCCUUGGGAAUAACUCCUACCCCUGGGCAGGCUAAAGCCUUGGGAGUAGCUCCUUCCAAACGGCAGGCUAAGGCCUUGAGAAUAGCUCCUACUCCUAGGCAGGCUAAGGCCUUGGGAGUAGCUCCUACUCCUAGGCAGGCUGAGCCCUUGGGAAUAACUCCUAUCCCAUGGGAGGCUGAGGACUUGGGACUCACUCUCACCCCUGAGCAGGCCCAGGACCUAGGGGUUUCUCUCAUUCCUAAAGAACAGGAGAUCAGUCUUAGUCCUGAGCAGGCCCAAGCUCUGGGGCUCACUCUCACCCCUCAGCAGGCCAAGGCACAGAAGAUUUAUCUCACCCCUCAGCAGGCCCAAGCUCUGGGUAUCAAACUCAGCCCAGAGCAGGCCAAGACAAUGAAGAUCAGUCUUAGCCCUGAGCAAGCCCAAUCUCUGGGCAUCAUUCUCACAGUUGAGCAGGCCAAGGCCCAGAAGAUUAAUCUGACCCUUCAGCAGGCUGAGGACUUGGGACUCACUCUCACCCCUGAGCAGGCCCAGGACCUAGGGGUUUCUCUCAUUCCUAAAGAACAGGAGAUAAGUUUCAGUCCUGAGCAGGCCCAAGCUCUGGGGCUCACUCUCACCCCUCAGCAGGCUCAAGUAGAGAAGAUUUAUCUCAACCCUCAGCAGGCCCAAGCUCUGGGUAUCAGACUUAGCCCUGAGCAGGCCAAGACAAUGAAGAUCAGUCUUAGCCCUGAGCAAGCCCAAUCUCUGGGCAUCAUUCUCACAGUUGAGCAGGCCAAGGCCCAGAAGAUUAAUCUGACCCUUCAGCAGGCUGAGGACUUGGGACUCACUCUCACCCCUGAGCAGGCCCAGGACCUAGGGGUUUCUCUCAUUCCUAAAGAACAGGAGAUAAGUUUCAGUCCUGAGCAGGCCCAAGCUCUGGGGCUCACUCUCACCCCUCAGCAGGCUCAAGUAGAGAAGAUUUAUCUCAACCCUCAGCAGGCCCAAGCUCUGGGUAUCAGACUCAGCCCUGAGCAGGCCAAGACAAUGAAGAUCAGUCUUAGCCCUGAGCAAGCCCAAUCUCUGGGCAUCAUUCUUACAGUUGAGCAGGCCAAGGCCCAGAAAAUUAAUCUGACCCUUCAGCAGGCUGAGGACUUGGGACUCACUCUCACCCCUGAGCAGGCCCAGGACCUAGGGGUUUCUCUCAUUCCUAAAGAACAGGAGAUAAGUUUCAGUCCUGAGCAGGCCCAAGCUCUGGGGCUCACUCUCACCCCUCAGCAGGCUCAAGUAGAGAAGAUUUAUCUCAACCCUCAGCAGGCCCAAGCUCUGGGUAUCAAACUCAGCCCUGAGCAGGCCAAGACAAUGAAGAUCAGUCUUAGCCCUGAGCAAGCCCAAUCUCUGGGCAUCAUUCUCACAGUUGAGCAGGCCAAGGCCCAGAAGAUUAAUCUGACCCUUCAGCAGGCUGAGGACUUGGGACUCACUCUCACCCCUGAGCAGACCCAGGACCUAGGGGUUUCUCUCAUUCCUAAAGAACAGGAGAUCAGUCUUAGUCCUGAGCAGGCCCAAGCUCUGGGGCUCACUCUCACCCCUCAGCAGGCCAAGGCACAGAAGAUUUAUCUCACCCCUCAGCAGGCCCAAGCUCUGGGUAUCAAACUCAGCUCUGAGCAGGCCAAGACAAUGAAGAUCAGUCUUAGCCCUGAGCAAGCCCAAUCUCUGGGCAUCAUUCUUACAGUUGAGCAGGCCAAGGCCCAGAAAAUUAAUCUGACCCUUCAGCAGGCUGAGGACUUGGGACUCACUCUCACCCCUGAGCAGGCCCAGGACCUAGGGGUUUAUCUCAUUCCUAAAGAACAGGAGAUCAGUCUUAGUCCUGAGCAGGCCCAAGCUCUGGGGCUCACUCUCACCCCUCAGCAGGCCAAGGCACAGAAGAUUUAUCUCACCCCUCAGCAGGCCCAAGCUCUGGGUAUCAAACUCAGCCCUGAGCAGGCCAAGACAAUGAAGAUCAGUCUUAGCCCUGAGCAAGCCCAAUCUCUGGGCAUCAUUCUCACAGUUGAGCAGGCCAAGGCCCAGAGGAUUAAUCUGACCCUUCGGCAGGCUGAGGACUUAGGACUCACUCUCACCUCUGAACAGGCUGAGGCCUUGGGAAUAACUCUUUCCCCUGGGCAGGCUGAGGCCUUGGGAAUAGCUCCUACCCCUGGGCAGGCUGAGGCCUUGGGAGUAGCUCCUACCCCACGGCAGGCUGAGGCCUUGAGAAUAACUCCUUCCCCAAGGCAGGCUGAGGCCUUGGGAAUAACUCCUUCCCCAAGGCAGGCUGAGGGCUUGGGUAUAACUCCUUCCCCACGGCAGGCUGAGGCCUUGGGAAUAGCUCCUACCCCUGAGCAGGCUGAGGCCUUGGGAAUAGCUCCUACCCCAAGGCAGGCUAAGGCCUUGAGAAUAGCUCCUACUCCUAGGCGGGCUAAAGCCUUGGGAAUAACUCCUUCCCCUGGGCAGGCUAAAGCCUUGGGAAUAACUCCUUCCCCUGGGCAGGCUAAAGCCUUGGGAAUAACUCCUUCCCCUAAGCAGGCUGAGGCCUUGGGAAUAACUCCUUCCCCUAAGCAGGCUGAGGCCUUGGGAAUAACUCCUUCCCCUGGGCAGGCUAAAGCCUUGGGAAUAACUCCUUCCCCUGGACAGGCUAAAACCUUGGGAAUAACUCCUUCCCCUGGGCAGGCUAAAGCCUUGGGAAUAACUCCUUCCCCUGGGCAGGCUGCGGCCUUGGGAAUAACUCCUUCCCCUGGGCAGGCUAAAGCCUUGGGAAUAACUCCUUCCCCUAAGCAGGCUGAGGCCUUGGGAAUAACUCCUUCCCCUAAGCAGACUGAGGCCUUGGGAAUAACUCCUUCCCCUGGGCAGGCUAAAGCCUUGGGAAUAACUCCUUCCCCUGGGCAGGCUAAAACCUUGGGAAUAACUCCUUCCCCUGGGCAGGCUAAAGCCUUGGGAAUAACUCCUUCCCCUGAGCCUGGCAAAGAAAGUUUAGGUCUGACCCCUGAGCAAGUUCAGGCCUUGAGUACCAGUUUCUUCCCUAAGGAAACCCAGUCCUUGGGAAUUUAUCUCACCCCAAAGCAGGCCUGGAAAUUGGGGAUCACUCUUACUACUACUCAAGCCAAGGUAAUGAAGAUUAGUUUGACCCCUGAGCAGGCCCAGGCCCUGGGGAUCACUUUCACCCCUGAGCAGGCCAAGGCACGGAGGACCAGUCUGACCCCUGAGCAGGCCCAGGCUCUGGGGGUCGCACUCACACCUCAGCAGGCCAAGGCCCAGAGGAUCACUCUCACCCCAGAGCAGGCCCAGGGCCUGGGGGUCGCUCUCACUCCUGAGCAGGCCCUGGCCCUGGGGAUUGCUCUCAUCCCCGAUAAUGCCCAGGCACAAGGUAUUCUUUCUCUCAGGAAAUCCCAGGAUUUGGAUGUUCCAUUAACUCAUAAACAAGCAGAAGCACUAAGGAGCCGUUUUUCUGUGAAGCAACUUGAAGCCCUGGGAACCCAAAGACUUAUCUCUGAGUCUGUCCAAAUGCCAAAGCCAGCUGUCGCUUCUAAACAGACCCAGACAAUUGGAAUCCCACUAACUACUCAACUGUCCCAGGGACUUGGAGUUCCACUUACAAAGAGACAGGACACAGCAGUGGGGAUCUCUCCCCUCCUUCCCAGGCAGACCCAGGCAUUUGAGCCUGCCCAGGCAAAGCAGCCUCCCCUCAGACCCAGGCAGGCCCCACCAUGGCAGGACCAGCUUGCUCCAGGGCUCACAAAGACACUGGUAUUCACCAUCAGUCUCCAGAAAGCCUGGAACUUGGGUCUCACUUUUACCUAUGAACAAAUGCAGGCAGCAGCGGUCACCCUCACCUCUGAGCAGGUGGCAGCAUUAGAAGAUGCUCUCACUGAGGCAAUGGCUUGGAGAUGGGAGACUUUAGUCACACCAGAAAGGGUUCAAGCGGCAUCAAACAUUACUGCUAAGCAUCUGCAAGCACUGGGAGCUACUGCUCGUCAGUCAGUUCAGGCAUUUCGCACUCCUUUUACCUUGGAAAGGCCUGCCGCAUUGGUUCCUUCCACUGACUGGCCUCCUCUCACUCAAGCCCCAUUUCCCCUUACGACAAGCCUAGGAGUGAGUAUUCUUCCAGACUCUGAGAAGCCACGGAUGUCUCCUCCCUACAGACAGACUCUUGCAGACAGGGGCCAAGGCGUUCCUGCACAGGUCCAAGGACCAGAAGAAGUCCCUCCUUCCAGUAGACAGCUCCUAGCACCUGGGGCUCCUCCCACUCCAGGGCCUCCUCUGGGCCCUAAGCACUUCUUCAAACCAAAAGACACUUGGCCACCUCUAGUAUCAGAACCCUACUUCCCCCACCGAACACCUCCUGCGUCUAGAGUCCCACCCACCUCUGGAGAGGCGCCAGGACUUGUUUCUGGAGACACUGCUGCCCAGAAGGAGCUCCUGGUUUCCAGAACCUCCCUCUUCCAGCCUCCUGCCUUCCGUGAGCAAGCUCCCUCUCCUGCCCCUGAAUGGCAAGAGCCAUCGUGGACCAUUCCCAUGCAAGGGUUGGUACCAAUAAGCUCCUCCUUCCCGCUGCAUCCCUCCACAGCAGAGGCCCUCCCAACCCCUGGAAGAUCUCAGAGAAUUCCCCCCUCUUCAACCACUCAGAGAAGUUCAGAAGCCAAACCUCUAAAACCUAAGUCAGCGAGAGCUCUUCCGGGUGUUGCUCUGGGUUUUGAGGCCUCUCCGGCUCCUUUCCCUAUCGAGAAGACCCAAGUACCUAAGGUUUCUGACACUUCAGAACAAACUCAAGUACUCCAAGGUUCUUUUGACAUGCAACCAUUUGGAAUAUUUCAGCCUUAUGUCACCAGCUCCAGGAUACCACGGUCACAGUCCCCUCUCACUGGUGAGAAAGCCCUUUCCAGAGAGAAGCCUGGAAUACCACUACCGUCUCUCACCACUCAACUCCCCCAAACACAACAGAUCUUACCUUCUGAAAAGAGCCAGAAACCACAGCUCCCCCCGAUAGACAAGCCCUGGACACCAACCCCUGUUUCUGGUACCAGAGAAGCCAAGAUGAUGGUGCCCCCUUUCACUGAUCAGCACUCUGAGGACAGAUAUGUCAUUGAUGUGGAGGCUCAGAGGAAGAAUCUGGUCACAUUAAAUCAGGCUGCACAAACUUCUGGACUCCCUGAACAAUAUCUCACAGUUGCCAAGAAUCUCAUCAUCGAAUUGCUUCAUAUAGAUACAGUUCGGCUAGGGUAUCUGUCCCGCAAGUAUGUUGCCUAUAGGCUGAUCCAGCUUGCCAGAAACCACCUAAGCAAACGAGUGAAAACCAUCCAAAACACUGGGAAAGGGUAUGAGCUUCAGAACUUGUACAUCAUGCUGAACAGAAUCGAUCAGUACCAGAAGAAGGUAAUGCAGGGUUGGACAGACAAACAGAAACAUCUGGAGCAGAGACGAAGGCAGUGCCUAUGGACUAUGACGCAGUUCUUCAGCCAGCUUGAGAGGGUGUUUAAACUAAAUCUUAGCCAGCCCAUGCCCUCCAUCUCCAGCUUUAAGAAGAUACCCAAAUUCACCAAACUUCAACGGCCGGUCUUGGACUUAUUGAUUGAUGACAGCAAAAGAUCCGAUGUUUUCAAAAGACGUGGGCAAGCCCCAGUGGAGGCUGUGUGGAAUGCUGACCUGUCUACAUCAAGCUACCCAGUGGUAGAGAAAACACCAAUGAAUCUACUCUGGGCCCAGCUGGGCGGGUACCCAGAUAUUCCCAAACUGCUGCAGUUAGAUAUUCAGUCGACCUUAAGAAAAUCUCUUGCCUCCAUCUGCCCACGGUCUAAGAAGAUUCGAAAGUGAACACAAAACUAAAAGACAAGCACGUAGAAAUCAAAUUUCAAUGUUUCAGUAAAACGUUGGUUUUUGGCUUUUUGUCUUACAUAAAAUAUUAAUUAUUAUGUUUA